This is a messenger RNA of Meyerozyma guilliermondii ATCC 6260, 2013 nucleotides long. RefSeq names its product acetate--CoA ligase 1 (gene ACS1). The transcript has a single exon. Gene Ontology annotation, molecular function: AMP binding; acetyl-CoA synthetase activity. Lineage: Eukaryota; Fungi; Ascomycota; Pichiomycetes; Serinales; Debaryomycetaceae. Gene Ontology annotation, cellular component: cytosol. The coding region runs from base 1 to 2013 and encodes 670 amino acids. The record is from RefSeq and is a predicted model, not a curated record.
AUGCCUGAAAGUACAGAUCACUUGGACCACGAGAAAAUGCUCGAUCCGCCAAAAGGAUUUUUCGAGAGGUCCACUUCCAAACCUAAUCUUGCCUCGUUGGACGAGUAUAAAAAGCUCUACAAACAGUCGAUCGAAGACCCGGCCACGUUUUUUGGAAAUGCUGCGAAACUGUUCUUGGACUGGGACAGACCGUUUGACUACACGAGAUUUCCCGUUGAUCCUAAAGACGACUUUAAAAAUGGAGAUAUUCCAUCUUGGUUCAUCAAUGGUCAAUUGAACGCUUCGUACAAUGCUGUGGACAGAUGGGCGAUGAAAAACCCAGAAAAACCCGCCAUCAUUUACGAGGCUGACGAGGUCAACGAAGGCAGAACCAUCACCUAUGGUGAAUUGCUCAAGGAUGUCAGCAAGUUGGCAGCUACUCUUACCAAUCUCGGAGUCAAGAAAGGCGACUCCGUAGCGGUUUAUUUGCCCAUGAUCCCAGAAGCAAUUGUGACUCUCUUGGCUAUCGUUAGAAUUGGUGCGCUCCAUUCCGUGGUGUUUGCUGGUUUCUCGUCCACGUCGUUGCGGGACAGAAUCAUCGAUGCCGACUCCAGAAUCGUCAUCACCGCCGAUGAGUCCAAGAGAGGCGGAAAGACCAUCGAGACGAAAAAAAUCGUGGACGACGCAUUGAAGGAAUGUCCCCAUGUGCGCAACGUGCUUGUGUUCAAGAGAACCGGAAACUCUCAUGUCCCAUUCCUGGCUGGCCGUGAUCUUUGGUGGCACGAUGAGUUGCAGAAAUACGGACCAUAUUUCCCUCCCGUACCAGUUAACUCUGAGGAUCCAUUGUUCUUGUUGUACACUUCUGGUUCCACCGGAAAACCAAAGGGUGUUCAGCACAACACCGCAGGUUACCUUUUGGGUGCAUUAAUGACGGCUAAGUACACCUUUGAUCUCCACGAGGAAGACAUCAUCUUCACCGCUGGAGAUGUGGGCUGGAUUACUGGCCACACUUAUGUGGUUUACGGUCCAUUAUUGUGUGGUGCGACUACAGUCGUCUUCGAGGGAACCCCAGCUUAUCCCGACUAUUCUAGAUACUGGGACGUCGUCGACAAGUACAAGGUGAACCAGUUUUAUGUUGCACCCACUGCUUUGCGUCUCCUCAAGAGAGCCGGCACAAAGUACGUUGAAAAGCACGAUUUGAGCUCUCUUCGUGUUUUGGGCUCUGUUGGUGAACCCAUUGCUGCUGAGGUAUGGCACUGGUACAACGACAAUAUUGGCCGCGGAAAGGCUCAUAUUGUAGACACCUACUGGCAAACUGAAUCGGGUUCACACUUGUUGACUCCUUUGGCUGGUGUGACCCCAACCAAACCUGGUUCUGCUUCGUUGCCAUUUUUCGGUAUUGACGCUAGAAUCUUGGACCCAGUCUCAGGCAAGGAUUUGGUGGAUAACAACGUCGAGGGUGUGUUGUGUGUCAAGUCUGCCUGGCCGUCUAUCACUAGAGGUAUUUACCACGACUACGCCAGGUACAUUGAAACAUACUUGAAGCCAUACCCUAACCAUUAUUUCCUGGGAGAUGGUGCUGCCAGAGACAAGGAUGGCUUUUUCUGGAUUUUGGGUAGAGUCGACGAUGUUGUCAAUGUAUCUGGUCAUAGAUUGUCAACUGCUGAAAUCGAAGCUGCCUUGAUCGAACAUGAAUUGGUGGGAGAAAGUGCUGUGGUUGGCUACGCUGACGAGUUGACUGGUCAGGCUGUGGCUGCGUACGUAUCUUUGAAAUCCAAUGUCGAGGUCGACGACUUGGAAGCUAUCAAGAAAGAGUUGAUCUUGACGGUUCGGAAGGAAAUCGGUCCUUUCGCUGCUCCAAAGUUGAUCUUAUUGGUGGAUGAUCUUCCCAAGACGAGAUCUGGAAAGAUCAUGAGAAGAAUCUUGAGAAAGGUGUUGGCAGGCGAAGAAGAUCAAUUGGGCGACAUCUCUACAUUGUCGAACCCCCAGGUGGUUUCCCAAGUGAUCGAGGUCGUAAAAGCUUCACGUAAGUAA